GAUUGUGUUAAUGAUAGCUCAAUCACCAUUAAAGUUUUCUAGUAAAAAAUGAGUCACAGUAAAGCUACAGUUUGAUUCACUUAAAUUGCGAUAAGCUUUUUUGAAACGAAAACUAAAUUUAAAUACAUUUUUAAGCGACAGUCAUGAAUUGGAAACCGAAUUCAUUGGUACUUUUAGCGUGGCUUAUUAGCUUCUGCGGGGCUCAGAUCCCAUGUACUAGGGAUUCUGGAGAUGUACCACCACCUAAAUUUACUAUAACGGAUAAAAAGUGUUGUUUGGAAUGGGAAUCUAAGAACUGGAAUAAUCAUGACGCCUAUUUGGACUGGCAAAUGGAGCUUCUUCCCCAUAAUCCCAAGAUCAAGCGACAGAGGCUUGUGCCAAGCGACGACGAUUCCAACCUUGAAGAGGAUUUAUGCUUUAAUAUCCCCUCGAUCCCCUACCAGAAAUACGACUUGAAACUGUCGUGUAGCUACACGGAUCGUCUUGAGCCUUGGACGGAUGACUACUAUCCGCUAACCUUUUCAACUCCGCCCGCGGUUCCGUUUCAUCCACCGAAGUUUGUACCCAAUGGAUUUUUUCACGAUCCCCUAAAGAGGCAGCUUUCCGUCUUAUGGGUGCCACUAGACGAAUUGCAGUUUAAUGGGCCCAACUUUUCGUAUGUCGUAACCACGGACACGGGUAAGAGUGCCCUCCUUCUGAGCAACAACUCCGCCGUAUUCCACGACUGGGACGCCACGCGUUCGUUCAUCGUUUCUGUUUGGAGCCAGAACUCUCUGGGACCUUCGAAGGAAUGCACCCAACUAAAAGUGCCCAUUUUGACCCAGGACAGGAGUCAUCAGCCGCAGGAGUUGCGGUAUCACGAAGACAACUUUACCAUCUCUUGGCAGGCUCCUCAGGAUCAGGAGGGUCUUAUUGGUUACGUGGUCAGCUGGUGCUCCGCUCCCAAAAACAGUUCACAGAUCUGUGAUGACCACUAUCCCAUUCAUUAUAAGGAACUAGAGCCAUCUAAACAGCAGCUCACGUUUGUUAUGCCGACAAGGUUGCACAAUGUGGCAGUAUCGGCCAAGUACAAAGACAGUUUUCUCGGUGGAGAGCCGCUAGUCGUUCCAAAAUCGGGUACCAUCAUCUCUAAAGUAGACCUCAGAGUAUCUGCAUUACUUUCCAGUUUUCUGUUCUGUCAGCUGUCUCUUGUUGUCUGGCCUGCUAAUUCCCUCCAUUAA
Molecule: messenger RNA, 1220 nt
Organism: Drosophila subpulchrella
Lineage: Eukaryota; Metazoa; Arthropoda; Insecta; Diptera; Drosophilidae
Product: cytokine receptor-like
Exons: 3
Coding region: 144-1220 (358 amino acids)
Cellular component (GO): membrane
Molecular function (GO): protein binding; cytokine receptor activity
Source: RefSeq, a predicted model, not a curated record